This is a messenger RNA of Brachypodium distachyon (stiff brome), 1112 nucleotides long. RefSeq lists its product as uncharacterized. The record is from RefSeq and is a predicted model, not a curated record. The transcript has 7 exons. Lineage: Eukaryota; Viridiplantae; Streptophyta; Magnoliopsida; Poales; Poaceae. The coding region runs from base 254 to 862 and encodes 202 amino acids.
GUCUCCCAACUCCCACGCCCACUCCGGCAACCGCUGGGGUGGAUGAGUUGAAGAAGGCCCGCAGGGGUAUACCGCACACCCUUCCUCCCCUGGCCAGCCCUAUCUCGUGCUCUGACCUACCCCCGGGGCCCCAAAGCUCCAAUCCGCCGCCGCCGUAGCCUCUCAAGCGCGUCGCUGCCGUCGCCGCCACCGUUCUACCCAUCGCGCCUUGCUACCUCCGCCCCGCACGCGAUCUUCGACAUUGGUUUUCGAGAUGGAAUCGUUGCCCCUCACUGCUGAAGCUAUUGCGUUUACUGAGAAAAAGAUGGACAUGACUCUAGAAGAUAUUAUUAAGAUGUCAAAGAAAAAAGUUCCUGCAGUCAAGAAAGCCCCUAGACAGCCGAUGAAAAAACGUCCAUUCCAGAAUGGCAACAGUAAUCAAGGGAAUGCCAAGGUUCAACGCUUUAUGGAGUCUAGAUCCUCUAUAAGACAAGGUGUUCUUGCACAAAGGAGGUCAAGUCUUGAUGGAAAUCAGUUCCAAAUCACAAAGCAGGCUGCAAAGCAGGCUGCUACUAUGCCAGUGCGUGGUAGGCCUGUCAGAUGGAACAAGCCAAGUGCCCCAUCAACCUCAGCACAGAGGAGGCCUGUAAAUGAGGCACUUCAGAAUGGCAAGGGUAAAGAGGUGCAGAACCAGCCUCCGAGGACAAUGGAUGCUCUCUUUGCACAGAUGAAGCAGCAGCGGAUGAGGAUCAUGCCACCGCUGCAAUCAAAUGCUACCCAUGGCCAUCAGUUUAAUGUGCAGCGGCGUGUUCAACAGCAGAGGCGAGGCAGAGGAGGAUAUGGUGGCCGUAAUGGUGGUGGUAACCGACGAGCCCAUCCAUAAGCAACAUGAAGGCCCUUUCUCUAAACUGGUGUUCCUUGGAAGGGAAAGGCUCUCCCUGGAAUGCUAACCUGGCUUCGUCUUGCUUCUCGUAUUUCUAUUUCUUAGCGAGCCGUGGACAGAAUUUUAACUUUAGUUUGUAUGCAGUUCUCUAGUUGCUUCUGUUUCAGCUUGUAUAAUGGUCGAUGGAAUGUAUGGAAAUUGUUUGCUAGUCUUUUGGUUUCUAUCAUAUAUACAUACUCCCUCCGUUCAA